Symbiodinium sp. CCMP2592 is the source of this 1005-nucleotide messenger RNA. The record is from the annotation of a GenBank genome assembly. NCBI's taxonomy places the organism in Eukaryota, Dinophyceae, Suessiales, Symbiodiniaceae.
AUGCAAUACCGAAAAGUCGUGAUGCCCGCAGCAGCACCAGUCACCGUGAGCCGAUGGCGCAAAAGGGACGACGCGCCUAUUGGAAGCAAGGCCACUGACAGAAAAGUGCCCGCCCACUGGCCUCAAACAAAGACGGAAAGGGUACUGGCGGCACUCCACGAUGAGAUCUUGACGGGGAUGUGGACUGGUGCCAAGGGAGAGACCUAUGAACUGAGCUGCAUCAACUCCGCCCACGCCAACAGCGGUACCUGGAGUUGUGUGCGCACUGGAGCAGACGGGCAAGUCAAGAAGUUUACGAUCUGGUAUGACGAGGAGUCGGAAAGUGUCUGGUGGGGCAGCUGGACCUACUACUUCGACCCCGAGGAAGCCCAAAGAACUGGCGUAAUCCACUGGCGAAAGGAUGGUCCUGGCAAGGGAUUCGAGUGGCACCGCGCUGAAGACUAUGAAGAGUACUGGCCUGCGGAGAACUGGGCCGAGGAGGAGUGGCACGAGGAGGAGGACGAGGGCGAUGUGUGGCCAGAAGAGCCGCCCGCCAUCCACGUGCAACCUGCAGAGCGGGAGGAGGAACCGGAAGCAGUCGAUGUGCGUGAGGAGACGAAGGUUGCACCCGUCCAGGCCUCUGAGAUUAAGGGCUACUACCUGCCUCAUUUCGACCAUGUAGAAUGUGUCAUGGCAGAAUUUAAAUUCCAGCCGCCCCCGGGCUUGGAAAAGCCGGAAGAGCUCCAGUUCUUCACCGAAAUCCCAGGCAAGGACGGCAAAGCCACACAGGAGGCUGCCGACAUUGACACCAGCGCAGGGCCAACACCGAGAGAGUCUGAGACGGAGCAGUCUGAACAAGAGCAGCAAGAAAGGCAUUCUGCGACUCACUCGAAGGGAAAGAGCAGGACCUAUAACAAGGCGCCUGGAAAGUGGCGGCCGAAGGAGGCCGGCAAGGAAGCCGACAUUGAGAUCCGAGCACCGGGAGCGAUGCACGGCCAAGGCUGGCAUCCGCAACUCAGGUGGUAA